AUGUCCUUUUUGGACAUGAGUUUGGACGACGUUGGCUCUUGCCGCAAUGGCAGUGGCGUCGGCGACAAUUUCAACGCAGAUGGGUCGUCUCCUCACCCGUGCGAUGUAGAAAAACGACCAUCUUUCGUACUGGCCGCCGACUCGCCGGCGAAGGAAUUGCCAAGGCAGCGAGAUUCACUUCACCAGGAAGACAAAGGGCCUCAAGAGGAGAACGGAGGAGAGAGGGCGGUAUCACCCUCAGCGAACUGGGCCGGCACAAAUCAAGAAUGCACACAGACGCCGGAUAUAUGCAGGGAGCUGCUCUUCCACCGUGGCUUGGAGUUGCUGCAGAUGCAGGCGGAACUUGAUCGACACACCGAAGAAUGUGGGGGGAGUCUGGAAGACAUGCUGGCCCCCGUCAGGCCACACCCGACCGUUGUUCGUGCUACAGGGGAGGUGGACCUUGUUCCUCACACCCCCUCUUUGUUUGGUUCUAUGGCACGUAGCUCAUUUUUAGAGGAGAGACAGGCGAAGGAGGAUGCGGCGGCGGGUCGAAAUACGCAAACACACGCCAUGACGCUCCCGCCUUUGAAACAAAAAUCCCAAUCAUCAUCCAUGUCGAGUAUGAAAGCUAGUUUAAAGGUUCCCCCACACAAUUGGACCACGAGUUUUUCGGAACAAUACAAAAACCUGCUGCUUCAACGCGAGGAGGAGCUGCAGAAGACCGCAGAGGACUACGAGCGAUACGCUGCGGAGUUGGCGAAGCAAUUCAAACGACCCCCCGUUGUUCUCCCCGCCCAUUUAGUGAACUCCUUCGCGGACACAAACGUCAUUGAGGCAAAGGAUCACAAAGGACGGCGGGAAAUUUCCAUAAAGCCGUUUUCGGCAUCGAGUAGAAGCUUCAAUCGCAGUGAGGAAGAGUCCAACGAUGGCGCUUUGGAGAUUUUGCGAAUGCACGAGGGUGAGGAGUUGUUUUUACAACAAAGACAACAACAACAACAACAACAACAGCGGAAGCGAAAUCCAAUGAAUGCGUUUCCUCAGAGGGCUGUGAGCGAGGUGGAGGAAGAACAACCCUCACGAUUUACCAUCCAUUCGCUUUCUAACGGUGAUCUUCGUGAGCGGGACGCCCUCCGUGGGCUGCGGUACUGGGAUUCUGAGGCGCCUGCUGUGCGGAGACGUGUCCUACCGAGCCGACUGCUUGAAGAACGAACGAAUAAGGCGUUUCAUAACUAUCGCUUUUACUCCCACCGUUUUGGUACACUGUUGAAGGAACUGGCUAUUGCCAUUGGCGGUGAAGAGGGGGUCGAGCUGCUGCGUCGCUACGAAACACGCGAGGAAUCUUUGCCACUGCCGCCAAAGUGCCGGGGGGACUUUUUUGAAUCCGUUGUAGACUAUGACACGUUGUUGAGGGAGCAGGAGCGUCUUAUGGAAGCGGCUGAGAAUAACUUGAGGGAAUACUAUGGAUAUAGGCUGGAUAAAUCUCCGGUGGCAUCACAACAGCAAUCCCUGCCGUUACUGCCGCAUUAA
Molecule: messenger RNA, 1509 nt
Organism: Trypanosoma cruzi
Lineage: Eukaryota; Euglenozoa; Kinetoplastea; Trypanosomatida; Trypanosomatidae
Exons: 1
Coding region: 1-1509 (502 amino acids)
Source: RefSeq, a predicted model, not a curated record